UGGCUUGACAACCGCCAUAAAAUAUCAGAAGAAGAAGAAGAAAGAAACCGAAGCUAAUACUAAUACCAAAACAGUCACGUUGCUUUUUUCGGAAUGUAUGAAAACCUGAAAUGAUAUAUUUUCUUUAAGGCGUUUUUCCUAUUCCUCUAGUAUUUGAUUUAUAUCAAGCGUAUGUGUUAGUAGUGUUAGCAGAUUUGUGCUAAAAGACGCUGUCGGUCAGUAUGGGUGCGGCUAACCAACAAACCGAGAAGAUUUAGACUAAUAUUAACCAUGCUUAAAACUUGAUAGUUGUAAUUAAAGUGACCAACAGUAUGAAGGGCAUUGUGACAUUCAUAGUUUUAUCACUCGUGUGCGGUGUGAUUGGUGAUGAAGUGAAGUCAGUGUCAGUGUAUGAGGGAGAAUCUGUUACUCUACACACUGAUACUGAAAUACAGAAAGAUGACAGGAUAUAUUGGAGAUUUAGAGACAAAGACAAAGUUAUUCUUCUAGUUCAGAUGAUUGAAUAUAAGAUCGCAUAUUAUGGUUUUAAUGAUGAAAGAUUUAAAGAGAGACUGCAGAUAUCAGACACUUUAAAGGAGAUCUCACCAUCAAGAACAUGAGAAUCAAACACACUGGACUCUAUGACGCAGAGAUCCAAACUGGCAAUGGAACAUAUUACAAGACAUUUAAUGUUAUUGUCAAAGAAUCUGCUCCUGAACUUACUACAGGUGAAGUGAAGUCAUUGUCAGUGACAGAGGGAGAUUCUGUUACUCUACAAACUGAUCUUACUAACAUACAGAGAGAUGCGUUCAUACUGUGGAGGUUUGGAGAUAAAAGUGUUUUAAUAGCUAAAUGUGAUAAGGAGAACAAUGAGACCUUAUAUAGGAAUGAUGAGAGAUUCAGAGACAGACUGAGGCUGAACAAACAGACUGGAGAUCUCACCAUCACAAACUUCAUAAACUCAAACGCUGGAGUUUAUAAACUGAAGAUCAGCAGCAACAAACAGAUCAUAGACAAGACAUUCAGUGUUUAUGUUAGCGGUCUUUCAUCAGGUGUUAUAGGAGGAUUAUGUGUUUUCCUUCUCCUGGUUAUUGUUGCUGUUAUUGCUGCCGGUGUAAUUUUGUAUCGCCGCAGGCUACUAAAGAAACAAAGAGCCAAACCUACUGAAAACAAUCCCACCCAGCAGAUCCCAGACCGUGCUUGUGGAUCAGGACUGAACAAGCAGCAGUCAGUUUCAGCAGGUGUCAGUGGAAAUGAAGCAGGGAUGGUUGAAAUGCCCUUGAUAGAUGCUCAACAACAUCAACAUCUAUAGUAAUAUUUCCACGUACAUUAUUUUUGCUCAUCUAUGCCCUGCAGCUCUGAAACCCAUUGACUUGGUACAAAGCUCAUCAUUCUGAAAGGUGCUCUGAUUGGCCAGCUAUCUAUUGUGUGGUGAUUGGCCGAACACCUCGAUCAUCAGGUGGAAAUGUGACGCUCCUUAGCAUAUUUGGAAGAUCAGCUCCAAACAGAAGAUAAUGUCGUCUUUACCUUAUCAAGACGAGCUCAGAUCUGAUCCAGAAAAUGCAAAUCAAUGAACUUUGCAAGUGCGGGAAGAUAUUUCAGUUGGAGACGACAACUCAUCAAAAACUUUGGGAUUUGUAACUCCGUGUAACAGGAACAUGCACUAACAGACCAAAAGAAAUGUAAAAUCAUGAAUCCGAAAUAUUGUGCUCUUUAAGAUCACAGGAUAUUUUCGUUUAACAUGUGUACAGAUUAUUGCAAAAUGAAAUUCUUGCAUAUUUGUAAAGUAGUAAAGGCUUUACACAAAUGUAAUUAUACAUGGUUUAUGUUACUAGUAAGUUGCUAAGAUUUCAUAUUUAUAUUCUUAAAUUACAAAUCCGAAUUAAAUAAUUCUUUUGGUUUGUAUAUUUUGUGUAUAUCUUUGUGCAUUUUGCUUUUGCAUAAGAGUUUUGUUUUUGCGGCCUUCCUUCCUUUUAUGUCCUUAGCCAAUCACAUCCCUGAUAUAUACAUAACAUAAAGUAAGUGCCACAUCAGUAUGAAA
Messenger RNA from Paramisgurnus dabryanus, 2020 nucleotides. The record is from RefSeq and is a predicted model, not a curated record. NCBI's taxonomy places the organism in Eukaryota, Metazoa, Chordata, Actinopteri, Cypriniformes, Cobitidae.